AUGGAGCUCAGUCGGCGCACGGCAGAAUGUGGUUCGACGUACGGACAGAGCUCCCUUGCCCCUCAACAGAAGGCGUGGGGCAGGGACAGGGCAGUAACUGCCCCGCGCCCGCAACUUGGGCUUCCCCGGUCCGCUAGCGCACCGCGGUGGAGCUCUGGCCCAAUGUUUGCGCCCGCCAUCAGCCCUGGCCUUGGGCGCUGGGGUUUGCCAUGCUUGCCCACUAGAGCUGCAACUAAGACGGCCCCACGCUGCAAGGAGCCCCUCACUAGCAGCACGGAGGGGAUGCGUGGCAUGGCAGUGGGAGUGGGCAGUGGGCUCUGGCGAUGGGGUGGUCUGCCUUUUCGUGUUUGGGUUGCUGUGUCUUGUUUGGAGGUUUGGGAGUCGGGCGCCGAGCACUAUGGAGUAGAGCCUUGUGAUUUUGGGCGCGCAAGAAUGGGCAGCAUCUGUCGCAGCAUCGUCGGUGAUGUGCCUGGUUCUGCAUCUCUACCAAUGCGCGAGUUACAAAAUGCUACUUCCCGAGGUGCACCACCUACCACCAACCUGCUCUCUGAGAUUCUCCAUUCGUUGAAUGCAGGCGACCUGUUGCGCCUCGUAAUAGGCGCACAAUGCCAGGAUUACAAGCCGUGCAGGCGGUGUGCUCUCCUGCUGUCCCACACAUGGUCCGACCUGCGGGGCGCUUCGCCGGUCGGCGCUGGACCACACAGGAGGGAGGGUGAGACGAGCCUGUCUGCUCGUCCCUCGGAUUGCAAAAAGGGGCACACCACGGAUCGAUCAUGUGGCCAAAGAUCUAAUAAGCCGGAAGCGACACCAAAGCAGGAGGACGGGAGGCCAAGCAGGAGGAGGCUGGGCUGA
Gaeumannomyces tritici R3-111a-1 is the source of this 852-nucleotide messenger RNA. RefSeq lists its product as hypothetical. Lineage: Eukaryota; Fungi; Ascomycota; Sordariomycetes; Magnaporthales; Magnaporthaceae. The record is from RefSeq and is a predicted model, not a curated record. The coding region runs from base 1 to 852 and encodes 283 amino acids. The transcript has a single exon.